CCAUUUGAAAUACAUAGGGGGUUAAGGCAGGGAGAUGCGUUGGCGUGCCAGCUUUUUAAUGUCGCCUUAGAAAAAGUUGUAAGAGACGCUAAUUUAGAUAGCAGGGGAACAAUAUUUAAUAGAUCAGUCCAAAUUCUAGCAUAUGCAGACGACGUGGACAAUUAUAACAAGAACCAGGGCGAGAACUGCAGAAAUCCUAACCGAGCUAGUAGCAGCAGCAGAACGAAUGGGGUUACAUAUAAAUCAAAAUAAAACCAAAUUUAUUGCGACUAACACAAACACAAGAGCUGGAAAUGUUGACGCAAAUUUAAUCAUCAAUGACCAAAACUUCGAAGCAGUCAAAGAGUUCAUAUAUCUAGGGACUUCGGUUAACCCCAAUAAUAACACAUCUGAGGAAAUAAAAAUUGCAAACAGGUGUUAUCAUGGUCUAUCAAAGUACUUAGCGAACAAACGUCUGUAUCAAAAAACUCGUAUGAGGCUGUAUAGAACACUGAUAGUCCCCGUUCUCACAUAUGGAUCAGAGGCAUGGACGCUAACUAAAACAGAUGAAUCCGCUCUAUCGAUUUUUGAAAGAAAGGUGCUACGCAAGAUAUUCGGAGCGGUCUAUGAGAAAGAAUAUGGAGACGUAGAUAUAACUUUGAACUGCAGAAUAUCUACAAGCAUACAUUUGGUGGUAAAGAUAUUACCACUAUAAUUAAGCGAAACCGCCUGCAGUGGGCAGGACAUGUAGCCUAGGUCUCUGAAUCGAACAUGAUAAAAAAGAUUCUAACAGCGCAACCUGUGGGAAUGAGAAGACAGGGUAGAACAAAGCUGAGGUGGAUGGAUGGGGUAACAGAAGAUACGGAGAAGAUCGGAGUCAGCAACUGGAAAAUGCAAGCAAGGGACAGAAAAGAAUGGCGUAGAAAGCUUGAAAAGGUUGAGGCCCUCUAA
Molecule: messenger RNA, 930 nt
Organism: Diabrotica balteata
Lineage: Eukaryota; Metazoa; Arthropoda; Insecta; Coleoptera; Chrysomelidae
Source: the annotation of a GenBank genome assembly